AUGAUGAAAUUUUCUAAAGAAAAAUUUCCUCAGCUUGAAAUAGGCUUAACUGUAUGUGUAUUUAUACCAAACGUUGAUAGAGCUCGUGGUUCUAUGCAAAAUAUACUAUCAGUUGUCACUCAAGUUGAACAUGAUUUAUACAAACUCUUAUCUCAUACCUUAUCAAAGACGUUCAGCCAAGAAAACGGUAUUCCACAAGGAUCAUCUCUGGCAGUUACACUUUUUCUCUUGGCCAUCAAUGACAUAGUUGAAACAAUAAAAGCCCCCGUAAAAUCUAAUUUAUUCGCUGACGACUUCAACAUAUUUUGCAGAAGCAAUAACCUAAAAACUGUCCAAGAGUUUCUACAAACAAGUGCUAACAGCCUAACUGAUUGGUCGAAAAAAACUGGCUUCUCAUUCUCUAACCUCAAAUCAAAAAGUAUUAUCUUUACAAAACAAAAAAAAAUAAAAGUUCUCAAUAUAACAUUAGAUAACCUAGUUAUACCUCAUCAUAAUAAAAUUAAAAUUCUAGGAAUAACUUUCGACUCCAAACUAAAUUGGCUACCCCAUCUAAAAAACAUCCGCGACUCAAUAUCUCAAAAACUAAAUAUAAUUAAAAUAAUUGCUCACACAUCAUGGGGUGGUGACAGCUCAUCUCUUUUAAUGAUUUAUAAAGCUUUAAUUCGAUCCAAAACAGACUAUGGUUCUAUACUAUUAAAAAAUGCCAAAACCAACCACUUAAACAUGAUACAAACUAAACUAAAUACUGCUAUAAGAUUAUCAAUCGGGGGAUUCAAAUCCAGCCCAAUUGAGAGUAUUAGAAACAUUGCUAAUGAAAUUUCACCUAACCUUAGAAGAGAAAAACUACUUUUACUAUAUUGUGCCAGAACUAAAAGAAACAUAAAUAACCCAGCCAUCAAAGUAAUAAAUACAUAUAUACAAGAAGCCGAAAAAGAAAACAUAAAAAUAAGCAAUAUUUUAGAAAGAAAACCAUAUAAUUUCCCCCCAUGGAACACAACAUUCAAUGUUAACCUCUCUCUUACUGAAUUUAAAAAAGAAAACACAAUGCCUUUCAUAUAUAAAAACAUGCUCAAAAACAUACUACAAGAGCAUCCAAACAGCGUGCACAUAUAUACUGAUGCAUCCAAAACAAACGAUGGAGUUGGGCUUGCAAUGAUAAUAAACAAUCAAAAAAUAACAUACAAACUUCCACCUCAAGCAUCUAUAUUCACAGCAGAAGCGAUGGCAAUAUACAAAGCCGUAAAAUAUCUCCACACAGAAUAUGCUAACCACCAAACAAAAUUUAUAAUACUUAGCGACUCACUCAGCAACUUAAUCGCCAUCACAAAUACACGUAACCAACCUGAUAUCACAAAGCUCAUCCAAGAAGAAGCCUUCCUAGCAGAAAAAAAAAAUAAACACAUCCAUUUUGUAUGGAUUCCGGGACACAUAGGUAUUCCCGGAAAUGAAAUGGCUGACCAAGAAGCUCACAAUGCAAUCGUCUCUACAUCAACUGUAACCAUAAAUUCCAUCACAUUCUCAGACGCAAAGAACGAAAUUAACCUACACUCAAAUAAUAAAUGGUACUCUCACUGGCAAAAACUUAACACAAAACUCAACAAAAUAAAAAAUAAUAUAAACCUAUGGAAAAAUCCCGACCUCAAUAGAAAAGAAGAAACCAUAAUAAACCGCCUCCGAAUUGGACACACACACUUAACACACAGCCACUUGAUGAGUAAAGAUGAUCCUCCACUAUGCGACUCAUGCAGCGUUCCUUUAACCGUCAACCACAUCAUCACCGAAUGUCACAAAUACAACCAAUAUCGAAACCAAUUCCACAUCUCCGAACAAAUCUGUCAAAUAAACAUCUUAGAAGGGUCGUCAAAAUUGGUAGUUGGUAUUGUUGGUAAGCGUAGUGAACAAGUGGUGAAACCUUCUAGUAUUUUAUGA
Molecule: messenger RNA, 1929 nt
Organism: Melanaphis sacchari
Lineage: Eukaryota; Metazoa; Arthropoda; Insecta; Hemiptera; Aphididae
Exons: 3
Coding region: 1-1929 (642 amino acids)
Molecular function (GO): nucleic acid binding; RNA-DNA hybrid ribonuclease activity
Source: RefSeq, a predicted model, not a curated record